Messenger RNA from Zalophus californianus (California sea lion), 7840 nucleotides. RefSeq names its product solute carrier family 30 member 7 (gene SLC30A7). The transcript is spliced from 11 exons. Lineage: Eukaryota; Metazoa; Chordata; Mammalia; Carnivora; Otariidae. Gene Ontology annotation, biological process: intracellular zinc ion homeostasis; transmembrane transport; zinc ion transport. Gene Ontology annotation, molecular function: zinc ion transmembrane transporter activity. Gene Ontology annotation, cellular component: membrane; Golgi apparatus. The record is from RefSeq and is a predicted model, not a curated record. The coding region runs from base 181 to 1311 and encodes 376 amino acids.
GCGGCCCGGGCCGGAAGUCGGCGAGUUCUCGGGUGUGUGUCUGUGUCUGUGUCUCGAAGCGGCGCGCGGCCCGGGACAAACGCUGGGGAAUCCCAUCUGAGGCGUCACCACUGUCACUACCAUCACCCACGGAGCCACUUCUAGAGGGGAGUAGACCCGGCGCUUCGCCGGGCAGAGAAGAUGUUGCCCCUGUCCAUCAAGGACGAUGAAUACAAACCACCCAAGUUCAAUCUGUUCGGCAAGAUUUCGGGCUGGUUUAGGUCUAUCCUGUCGGACAAGACGUCCCGGAACCUGUUUUUCUUCCUGUGCCUGAACCUCUCUUUCGCUUUUGUUGAACUACUCUACGGCAUCUGGAGCAACUGCUUAGGCUUGAUUUCCGACUCUUUUCACAUGUUUUUCGAUAGCACUGCCAUUUUGGCUGGAUUGGCAGCAUCUGUUAUUUCAAAAUGGAGAGAUAAUGAUGCUUUCUCUUAUGGGUAUGUUAGAGCGGAAGUUCUGGCUGGCUUUGUCAAUGGCCUAUUUUUGAUCUUCACUGCUUUUUUUAUUUUCUCAGAAGGAGUUGAGAGAGCAUUAGCCCCUCCCGAUGUACACCAUGAGAGACUGCUUCUUGUUUCAAUUCUUGGGUUUGUGGUAAACCUAGUAGGAAUAUUUGUUUUCAAGCAUGGAGGUCAUGGACAUUCUCAUGGCUCUGGCCAUGGACACAGUCAUUCCCUUUUCAAUGGUGUUCUGGAUCAGACACAUGGCCAUGGAGAUCAUUGCCAUAGUCAUGAAUUGAAACAUGGUGCUGCACAUAGUCAUGAUCAUGCUCAUGGACAUGGACACUUUCAUUCUCAUGAUGGUCCCUCCUUAAAAGAAACAACAGGACCCAGCAGACAGAUUUUACAAGGUGUAUUUUUACACAUUCUGGCAGAUACACUUGGGAGUAUUGGUGUAAUUGCCUCUGCCAUCAUGAUGCAAAAUUUUGGUCUAAUGAUAGCAGAUCCUAUUUGUUCGAUCCUGAUAGCCAUGCUUAUAGUUGUAAGUGUUAUUCCUCUUUUAAGAGAGUCUGUUGGAAUAUUAAUGCAGAGAACUCCUCCAGUAUUAGAAAAUACUCUGCCUCAGUGCUACCAGAGGGUGCAGCAGUUGCAAGGAGUUUACAGUUUACAAGAACAGCACUUCUGGACCUUAUGUUCUGAUGUUUAUGUUGGGACCUUGAAAUUAGUAGUAGCCCCUGAUGCUGAUGCCAGGUGGAUUUUAAGCCAAACACAUAAUAUUUUUACUCAGGCUGGAGUGAGACAGCUUUAUGUACAGAUUGACUUCGCAGCCAUGUAACGAAUGAAAAGAAAUUAUCCUUUUUGGGGGACCUAAUAUUUCCGGUACUGUACAAUCCCAAACGUUGUACCUAGCUUUUUAGAACAAAAAUCGUCACUACAAUUCCCCAGCGCCAAGUAGACCAGGUAGCGUCAGCAGUUUGUGGUCUGCCAGGAAGGAGCUCACAGCUAAGGGAACAGAACUAGGAGGAGCUCUCCUGGACUUUUGGUCUUGUCUUUUGUGCUCUUCCCUCCAAACCAUUGUAAUUUCUGACGUUUGUAGUUUUGUCCCAGGAUGUUAUUUUUUGUUUGUGUACCUUUUUUUUUUUUCCCCAUUUUCAAAAAUGCCCUUAGCCCUAGUGGUCACCCUAGCCAGUCCAAAUUCAGAUGCUGGGCUUCCAUUCAUCUGCACAGUCUUCACCGAAGCUGCUGGAAACCACUGCUUUCAUUUCCACAAAACUAGUGUUAUUAAAAAAAAAAAAAGAAAGAAAUCGUUUUAUAUGUAAUGUCACAAUGGUUGACAUUCUUCAGUAUAAUCAUAUGUUUGUAAAAUUGUUUGUACCUUGCAAACUUAUGAACCAAACCAUAUUGGGUUUUCAAAGUGCCUUUGUAUCAGAAAAUGUAUUUGCCAGCAUAAUAAUGUACCAUCAAAGGUCAUGUGUAUGGUUUUUUUUAAUGGAUAAUUCUAUAAUCUGUACGAAGUAAGACUCUUACAAGUGAUGUAUACAGAUUGUCUUUGUGUGUACUUCCAGCCUAGGUUUAAAGAUAUGAGAAGUUUCCUCUUAUUGCUCUAUCUCAUUGAAAAAUAGGUGUUAUUUUGCUUUUUAAAUCAAAUUCAAUUAUCACAUUAUUCUGUGGACUGUGUUUUCAAAACUUUGCAAAUGCAUCUGUUAUAUAGAUGAUUGUUUCGACUUACUUAAAACAUCUGCUAAAUCCCAAAUUUCUCUGAAAGCUACUGUGUCUGUGAAAACUUCCCUAUGUGUCUCCUUGCUUUUUUUAUGGGUUUUAUUUUUAUUUUUUAUUUUUUUAGAGAGGUGGGGAGGAAGGGGCAGAGGGAGAGAGAGACUCUCAUGCGGGCUCCACGCCCAGCAUGGAGCCCGACACCAGGCUCGAUCUCACAACCCUGUGACCGUGACCUGAGCUGAAAUCAAGAGUCGUAUGCUUAACCCACUGAGCCACCCAGGCGCCCCUAUGGAUUUUAUUAAUGAAAGGCAAUGUAGAGGGAAGGCAGAAAUGAUUGUGACAAUGUUACUUUGUUUUUUCAUUCUUCAAAUGCCAAGUCAUACAAUUUGUUUUCCUGUGCAAGCACUGCACAAAUACAGUUGCUUUCAGAAACCUAAAAGCAGCAUUUUAUUGAGUUUAAACUGUUAAAGAUACAGAUCAAUUGUGAUAAAACAGGUGUCUUAGAAAUUAAUAAACAAGUUGAUUUCUAGGUUUUUGUGUAUUUGAAAAAUAAAAUUGUGAUUUGAAAUGACAAGUGCUUGAACACUCAAAUGUUCUCUGUGUUUUUGAAGAAAUAUUGAUCUGGAUAGACAUUUACCCAUUGUUCUUCGUUUUAUCACAAUGUGUGUUCCCUUUUAACUUUAAAAAACUGAAAAUUCUUGGGGGAAAAAUCUCUGCAGGAUGAAAUGAUUGUUUAGAAUGUAGACCAAUAAUAAGCACUUUUUCACGGAUGGGGCAGAAAUCGCUGUUGAUUUUGUCUAAGUUUUAGAGUAUCUCUCUCCCUAUUUCUGAUCUACAAUUUAUGCACUAAAGUGUGUUAGGAAAACUGGACUGCUUUCUUAAUGCUUUCCUAAAAUGCUGCAGAUUGCUAUGAGCUGUUGACAGUCUCCUUUUUGCAGAUUAAGCAGUAUUUUCAGAACAUUUUUACUUUACUGCCAGGCAGUUCUAAAGCUAAGAAUUCCUGCAGUAGAAUGUGUUUAAUUAAAACAGUUGUUGAGAUGUUUUAGGAGGGAAAGUAUAAAAGGAAAUGUCCUGAUAACGUACUACUUUUUCAUUAUAAGUGUAAGUGACUGUUUGGAAGUUUGCAUCCACUACUGAGCCUGACAGAAGCCUGGGAUAUUCUGUGGGUUUUGGCAUAUUGUGGAAAAUGUCAUAUCUAGAUGAAGAUGGGAAUUUUGGAUGUGUGCCUUUAAAAGCUAAUAUUAUAUGUAAUUGUAGUGAUUGUUCACAUAUGGAGACAGUAUUUGCACUGGCCUGUAAACUUGACCAGUGCAUUUUGAAGGUCCAGUUCUGCCUUUCAUCAGGCCCUCCAUUCCAAGUAAAGUUUUUGUCAAAAUAUGUAUCAUUUUAACUAUACUCUGAAUACACAAGUGCAUGCGUAUGUGUUUUUUCUUUGAUAAGGCAUUGAGCAUACAGAUUAUUAGACUGAUAUGGAACUCUAAUUUUGCACCUAUUACAAGAGAUUUCCAGCUCAUACCAUUUGGCGGGUUGACAUUAACAUUUAUGCUUUAAUUAAAUGUCCUUAAACCUGUGUGUGCAGCAGUGACAAAUCAGUGUGAGAAAAAGCAAUUUUGUUCUCAUUCUAACAAAUAUUCGGUCUCACCUGUGUUUCUGGCACAGACCUAUUUGCUAAAGUAGAUAAUUUCACUGAGAAACACUACCUGAUUGUUGUAAUAGACUUGAGAUGUCUCUAUGGUUAACUCUUGGGGUGGGUGGGGUGGGGAGGGCAGGGAGUCUCUGAGUAUAACUUUGCUAGUAUCUUAAAAAUCAAAAUAUUCCUUGGAGAACAAAUUUGUUUCUCUCUGGAAGAGUUUACCUUGCUAAGUAAAUUUCCCCAAACAGAAAUAUACCUAUAUUAGUUUCAUGUUUUAAAAUAUAGAUUGUAUUACUCAAAGGGCUUACCGUAUGUGUGACUUUAUUUUGCUGACUCCCUGUGCACUUUGGUGAAGGACAGUGUGUAGUUUAUCUGUAGCUCUGUAUUCCUCUUGUCAAGCGGUCUUCUGCAGAGGCAUAAGGAAGUAGCAGCAGAUGUUAGUGGCAUCUACCUUGUCUCCGGAUGCUUCAGCAUUCUUCAAAGCCUCCGUGUAGACCCCAGUAACCAAAAUACUGUGACUUGUGCACCUUUGUAAAGCAGCCCAAUCAGUGACUCCAAAUGCAAUUGAUCAGAGUUCUUUAAUGUUUUUACCUGCUAUGGAAGAAUAAAUUUUAUAGAGAUGAUUAUGGUAGCAUCCUCAUAUAAUGCUGGGAUUUAAGAACAAAAAUAUGUCAUUGCUCAACAUAGAAUUUUAUAUCUAAGGGACUGUCCUUAAAAGCAGUCUCGUUCUACCUCUCAUUUUACAGAUGAGAACAUUGAAGCCCAGAAAUGCUGUCAUUUACUCACGGUCACAGAGAUAAUUAGUGGCAAAGCCAAGACUAGAGUCCAGGUCGUCUGACUCCAAGUCAAGUUCGUUCUUCUCUACUGUGCUGCCUCUCCAGUGUAAUAUUUGCCUUUCUGUAAAUGUGAUGAAAAAGCAUUUGUAAAUAAAGGAAAGCUGACCUCCAUUUUUGGUACAUUAAGGCACUUUAUAAAUGGAGUUUUAUUGUCUUAUUUUUCAUAAGUAAUUAUGAGGUUUAGAAUAUUAUUUCCAUACUUCCAUUAUGAGGUUUAGAAUAUUCUUUAUGGAAAAUAUAAUUUUUGUACUCUUUUACUUUUUUUACUCUUAUGAAACCAGUUCCUGAUUUUUAAAAUAUGAUGACAUCUGUGCUUUGGAUACUUUUAAUUUGUGAAUUUUUCUGUUAAUUGCCCAAGGCUAAAUCCAAUUUAAGGAUUGCUUAGUUUCUUUAUUUUGUUUAUAUUCUGUGAGCUGGUACUUUUUAGAAACCACGCUAAUUCUCACAGGUCGUAUCAUUUCACUCCUGAUACUUUAGUUUUCACUCCCUGGGGAGCUUUUUGGAUUUUUAACAUUUAUUCUCAGAGCCACACAAAAUUGGGCAUUAAAUUAAAUACAGAACAAAACAGGCCUUUUAAAUUCAGUAGGGUGAAAUUUUGAAGUCUUACCAGAACCCCAAAUGUUAAAUUGCUUACUCUCAACAUAAAAGCAUUACCUUGAUAAAACUGAACUUUUUUCUUUCUGUCACCAUCUUCAAAACAGAAAUUAUUUUCCAAUUCACGAGAACUUUGGCCAAAAAAAGAAAGGAAAAGUUUUAUUUUUUGAAGAACACUCAUUAAAAGUUUUAUUAAUGGAAGAAGAUUAUUUCAAGACAUGACCCACCAGAAGCCUUAGUGAUCCAGAUCUCUACCAUCGAGAUAGACUUACAUAUAGUGAAAAAUUAUCAAAACAAGUAUCUGUGGAGAAGUAUAGUUAUAUUUAAAGGCCAAAUGGAUGUGAGUCUUUUUGAUGAGGGCAUCUUUGGUUUGUGUUUAACCAUUUCCCAAGUACAAAUUAUACGGAAAGGGUGGGAUUCAACCUUUAUUAAGUAUUUCUGUGUCUUUGUGUAGCCUUUUAAAGCCUCACAUUUCAAUAAAGAAAUCUGGCAUGGUUUUAUGACUGACAGAGCAUUUUCAAAUUCCCUCCUUGGGGAAGGAAUUCAUAACCGCAUUUUCCAGAUGAGGAAGCUGUUGUGGGAGAAUUUAAAUGACUUGCCUGAGGGAUAGCCAGUGGUAACGCACUGACCUUAAAUCCAGUGCUUUUUCUGAUGACUACUCUGUUUUAUGUAUAUCAUUCUACAGUGGUUUAAAGAUCCAAGAAUUUGUAGCAGAUUUGAACAGACUCUCCAAUAAAAUCAGUGAACAAUUAUGACAAAAUUGAUUAUGGGGUAAUAGUUGUUACAUAUACAUUGCUUAAACUCAUUCCUUCAUUCAGUGCUCUCACGCUUAGUUCCUACCUUUGCCAUUGAAUUUAAAUUGUGCAGACUAAAAAGAAUCAGAACUCCUUUAAGAAUUUUUAAAACCUUUUAAAGUUUUAUUGAUGCUCAGAGUAAACUGCUUAAAAAAGGGAUUGACUCAGAAGAGAGCCCUUGCCAGUAUGUAAGUAAAGAGAAACUGAAUUCCUCCUGGCUAAGAGAGGUUAACAUAAUUGAAGGAAUUAUCUUCCAAGAAGUACAAAUAAUUUGUGCUGCUUGAGAGGGAUCUGAGGCUGUACAACAUUACAUUUUAUAGACACCUUUUCAAGAAGAAAUCUAUUUCAUAAUUAGUAGCAAUCUGUGCUUCAUAAAAGUAUUGAACUUUGAACUCUUCCCAUGGCUUUGAAAGUUUAGUAUUUGCAAUUCUGAUGAUGUUGGAAAGUUUGUAAAAAAGAAUGUCUGUCUCAUCAUGUAUCCCAUUAUCCCCAAACUUAGUAUGAACUUACAUGCUCAGUAAAUGUUUGGUUAACUAGUGAGUAAAUAUUGUAGGUCGUAGUGGAUACAAAAGUAACAGUUGGGGGGACAGAUAGAACCAGUAAUUUAUUAUUACAGAAGACACCUCAGUUUUUCUUUGGCAUUUUGGCACAAAUAAGUGACUUUGUAUCCACUUCGGCCAUUUUUUUCUAGGAGCCCUGUGAGCUGCCUCUCAAUUUUAAUCCAGGAACAGUAGACAAAGAGAUGUUAUCCAUGUUGUUGGAUAGAAAUUUGGCAGAACUGAGACUGUGGAAGCUGGGUCACUUGAAUUUUUACAUUAUGUGUUACCAAAUGAGAAACCACAUUGCCUCCUUGGUUUCUGUGGAAAAUUGCCAUAUUCAUAUUACUUUAAGGAUCUGUGUAUAACAUACCUUGUUUCAUUUAUCUCCAGAUGUAUAAUUAUCCAAAACUCUUUCAGUGGUAUAUCCUGAAGGUGCUUCUAUAAAAACAAACACUACAUGUAUUCAUUUAGUGAUUUAAAUAUUCCUAGAAUCGUUUUUUUUCUUUUUUCCCCCCUCUAAAUACCAAAUUUUAAUGGAGCUUCUCUAUAUUUCUUAUUUUUCAUCUUUUAAUUGCUGCUGCCACGGUAAAAUUUCCCAUUUUUACUAGUGAAAAAAAAAAAGCUUUAUUUUGAAUUUUAGUAUUUGCAUUUUGUUUAGGUACCACAUAUCAUGUAUCAGUUAGCCUCAGUGAAGAUUCUGUUUUGAACUAGAUGUAUCCUGUCAAGAGUUUGCCAAAUAAUCCCAUUGCUUCCUCCAAGAGCAAAAAUUCAGUGAUAUUUCUUCCCAAGUGAUACUUUGCCCCAACACUUGUGAGUUUGAUCAAGAAACAGAAUGGAUCUUUUAUAUCGGAAAUACUGUGAGUUAAAAAUUGCCAAAUCCUUUUUCAGUAUAUUCCAAGGACCCCUGCAACACUUUACCUCCCUGUCUUUAAUGGUUUCUAAACACAUAGCCAAGUUUGGACUUGGGUUUGAUUCCUAUAUGAAGAUUAUGGCACCAAAACAUUUCUAAACAAACGUUUGAGUACAAGUCUAGACUGGAAUGUCAAAUUUCAAGGACUAUGUUGUAAUUUGAUUUGAAUGUGCUAAAGUGAGCAAUUAUGAUUUGCCUAAAUAUAAUACAACAAAUCCAUCAUGUAUAUUUCAUUUUUUUCUACUUGAAGACAUUCAUGUAUAUAUUUUAACUUCAGAUGUAUUUAAAAAUAAUAAACCUUGUAUCAAAAUUCUUCCAAUAAAAUUUGUUUCAAAAUCUUCA